Nicrophorus vespilloides is the source of this 1953-nucleotide messenger RNA. Its product is annotated as CDK5 and ABL1 enzyme substrate 1. NCBI's taxonomy places the organism in Eukaryota, Metazoa, Arthropoda, Insecta, Coleoptera, Silphidae. Bases 349 to 1905 code for a protein of 518 amino acids. Gene Ontology annotation, biological process: regulation of cell cycle. The transcript is spliced from 7 exons. The record is from RefSeq and is a predicted model, not a curated record.
AAACAAAAAAAAGUUAUCUGUCAUUUCGUUAACAUUCGUUACUACACUUUCUGUCUACAUCAGUCCAUUGAGUCCAUUAGUCUACAUUAGUAAAUGAGUAGAUAGUGGAGGUUUAUAUUUUGCAAAUUGUUUGUCAUUGUGUAUAGUUCUGUUAAUAUUUGUGUUUGUUUAAAUAAUUGGUGAACAUGUUGUUGGAACUGUGUCUAAACCUAGUGGAGGAGCAAAAGUACACGCGUUUUAUGACAUUUUCAACAAUGAUAUGGACUAUUAAUAAGUGCAAUCUAUGACAUAACACAAAAUACUCAUAUUCAAAUCAUAAAAAAAAUAAAAUAUAAUUUCAAUAGAUAAAUGGCAAACUCUUUAAAACGCAACCGUUCUCGUAGACGUAUAGCUGCAAUCACAUUCUUGUCAAACAUAUCAUUGGAUGGCAGUUACAGAGACACUCGACUCUCUCUGUUGCCAAGGAAUGGUGCAAUCACAAAGAAUGACCCCCUAUCUCUUUGCAAAGUUGAAGACACUCUUCUUGAGGAGUCUGAUGAGCCAGAUGAUUGUUUUAGCGAUGCAGAACAUUUGAACAGAAAUCGUCAAUUGCAUAAGACAGGCAAAAUUGAUACUCACUCAUUGAGCUCUGACAGUGAAAGCAUUUUAACACCAAUAAAGAAUUUUGAGGAGCGCCAUUCAAAGGAUCGCAGCACAGUAGAUGAUAAAAAGUUCACCUCCAAAAUUAAGAAGAAAUUUACUUAUCAGACAUCAUUAGGCAGUGACACUGAGAGACAUCAUUAUGGAAGUAGCAAUGAGAGUAUUGGUCCAAUCUGUGGGAGAAAGAAAACUAGUCCUGCACCACCUAUUAUUCCUGAAGAUGUUACACACAAGGAGGUUAAAUUCAUGAAACCCUCAAAAAAUGCAAAAUUCAAAGGAGAACGAUUGGUUAUGGUAACUACAAAACAUGUUCCAUUCUUUGUAUGUUCAUUUAUACCAUACUCCAGGCAGAGAUAUAACAGGAAAAGAAAUGUAUCUGGACCUAGGCCAUUGUCUGUAUUGGGAGAUGGAUUAGAUCCAUUUGAUAUGCUUGGAAUUGAGAAAGGAAGAGAUGGACAGGAGGUAUCAUAUGGGAAAUUGUUGGUGCCCACUAAUAAGAACAAAGAUCGACGAGGGAACACUAUCGACGACCCGCAUGAUCUUGCUGCGAAGCGUUAUAACAGUAGAGGUCAUCAUAUUGUUGCCAGGACUAAAAUCAUUACAUGGCAGCCUGGCUAUAAAUGGUGUUUCUCAUAUGAUCAAGGAUCACAAAGAGCAUCUGCUCACAUGAUGGCUACAUCGCCACCGUCGGAUUCUUUUAAAGAGGACAAACUUCACCACCACAGCUCAUUAGUAUAUCAUCCAAAUUUGCUCGACGAUCCAGAAUUGAUUGCCGGAAAACAUCGUACAUUAUUGACUUUUACCUCCUACAUGACCUCCGUCAUUGACUAUGUGCGACCGACAGAUUUGAAGAAGGAAAUCAACGACAAGUUCAGAGAAAAAUUUCCCCACAUUCAGCUAACCUUGAGUAAACUAAGAAGUUUGAAGCGAGAGAUGCGCAAGAUCGUAAAGGUAGAAAUUGGAGUCGAUUUGUUGACUGUAGCUCAAGCGUAUGUCUAUUUUGAGAAGCUGAUCCUUCUAGGACUUAUAAACAAAGCGAAUCGGAAGUUGUGCGCUGCUGCUAGUUUGUUAUUAUCCGCCAAGCUGAAUGAUAUUAAAGGCGACUCAUUGAAAGCACUCAUCGAACGAUCAGAAAAUGUUUUCCGUUUAAACCGGAAAGAACUGAUGUCCGCCGAAUUUGCGGUGCUCGUCGCACUCGAAUUCGGUCUGCACGUGCCCACCUACGAAGUUUUCCCACAUUAUCAAAGGCUCAUUUACGAGUCCUAAAAUUUUAUUCAAAAUUCCCUGUUAAUUUAGAUUUAUAGGUUGUAUAUA